AUGCACAAGCACCAGCACUGCUGUAAGUGCCCCGAGUGCUACGAGGUGACCCGCUUGGCCGCCCUGCGGCGCCUGGAGCCUCCUGGCUAUGGGGACUGGCAGGUGCCCGACCCUUAUGGGCCAGGUGGGGGCAAUGGAGCCAGCGCAGGUUAUGGGGGCUACAGCUCACAGACCCUGCCCUCGCAGGCGGGGGCCACCCCUACCCCCCGCACCAAGGCCAAGCUCAUCCCCACCGGCCGAGAUGUGGGGCCAGUGCCCCCUAAGCCAGUUCCAGGCAAGAGCACCCCCAAACUCAACGGCAGCGGCCCCGGCUGGUGGCCCGAGUGUACCUGUACCAACCGGGACUGGUAUGAGCAGGUGAAUGGCAGCGAUGGCAUGUUCAAGUAUGAGGAGAUAGUUCUUGAGCGGGGCAACUCGGGCCUGGGCUUCAGCAUCGCAGGUGGCAUCGACAACCCCCAUGUCCCCGAUGACCCUGGCAUCUUUAUUACCAAGAUCAUCCCCGGUGGAGCAGCUGCCAUGGAUGGGAGGCUAGGGGUGAAUGACUGUGUGCUGCGGGUGAAUGAGGUGGACGUGUCGGAGGUGGUGCACAGCCGGGCCGUGGAGGCGCUGAAGGAGGCAGGCCCUGUGGUGCGGUUGGUGGUUCGGAGGCGACAGCCUCCACCUGAGACCAUCAUGGAGGUCAACCUGCUCAAAGGACCCAAAGGCCUGGGGUUCAGCAUCGCUGGGGGCAUUGGCAACCAGCACAUCCCAGGAGACAACAGCAUCUACAUCACCAAGAUCAUCGAGGGGGGUGCUGCUCAGAAGGAUGGACGCCUACAGAUUGGGGACCGGUUGCUGGCGGUGAACAACACUAAUCUGCAGGAUGUGAGGCAUGAGGAAGCUGUGGCCUCGCUGAAGAACACAUCUGAUAUGGUCUAUCUAAAGGUGGCCAAACCAGGCACCCUCCACCUGAACGACAUGUACGCACCCCCUGACUACGCCAGCACUUUUACUGCCUUGGCUGACAACCACAUAAGCCAUAAUUCCAGCCUGGGUUAUCUUGGGGCUGUGGAGAGCAAAGUCAGUUAUCCUGCUCCUCCUCAGGUCCCCCCAGCCCGUUACUCUCCUAUCCCUAGGCACAUGCUGGCUGAGGAGGACUUCACCAGAGAGCCCCGCAAGAUUAUCCUGCACAAGGGUUCCACAGGCCUGGGGUUCAACAUCGUAGGAGGAGAGGAUGGAGAAGGCAUUUUCGUUUCCUUCAUCCUGGCAGGAGGCCCAGCUGACCUGAGUGGGGAGCUGCGCAGGGGAGACCGGAUCUUAUCGGUGAACGGAGUGAACCUGCGGAAUGCAACUCAUGAGCAGGCUGCAGCUGCUCUGAAACGGGCUGGUCAGUCAGUUACCAUUGUGGCCCAGUACAGACCUGAAGAGUACAGUCGCUUUGAGUCGAAGAUACAUGAUCUGCGAGAACAAAUGAUGAACAGCAGCAUGAGCUCUGGGUCUGGGUCCCUCCGAACGAGUGAGAAGAGGUCCUUGUAUGUCAGGGCCCUGUUUGAUUAUGACCGGACUCGGGACAGCUGCCUGCCAAGUCAGGGGCUCAGCUUCUCCUAUGGUGACAUCCUGCAUGUUAUUAAUGCCUCUGAUGAUGAGUGGUGGCAGGCCAGACUGGUGACCCCACAUGGAGAAAGCGAGCAAAUUGGUGUGAUCCCCAGUAAGAAGAGGGUGGAAAAGAAAGAAAGAGCUCGGUUGAAAACUGUGAAGUUUCAUGCCAGGACGGGGAUGAUUGAGUCUAAUAGGUCGAUCAAAACGAAACGUAAAAAGAGUUUCCGCCUCUCUCGAAAGUUUCCAUUUUACAAGAGCAAAGAAAACAUGGCCCAGGAGAGCAGCAUACAGGAACAGGGAGUGACAUCCAACACCAGUGACAGCGAAAGCAGUUCCAAAGGACAAGAGGAUGCUAUUUUGUCAUAUGAGCCAGUGACACGGCAAGAAAUACACUACGCCAGGCCCGUGAUCAUCCUGGGCCCAAUGAAGGACCGAGUCAACGAUGACCUGAUCUCGGAGUUCCCGCAUAAAUUUGGAUCCUGUGUACCACACACCACCCGGCCACGGCGUGAUAAUGAGGUGGACGGACAAGACUACCACUUUGUGGUUUCCCGGGAACAAAUGGAGAAGGAUAUUCAGGACAACAAAUUCAUCGAGGCCGGCCAAUUCAAUGAUAAUCUCUAUGGGACCAGCAUCCAGUCAGUGCGGGCGGUUGCAGAGAGGGGCAAGCACUGCAUCUUAGAUGUGUCCGGCAAUGCUAUCAAGAGGCUGCAGCAAGCACAACUUUACCCCAUUGCCAUUUUCAUCAAGCCCAAGUCCAUUGAAGCGCUCAUGGAAAUGAACCGACGGCAGACAUAUGAACAAGCAAAUAAGAUUUAUGACAAAGCCAUGAAACUGGAGCAGGAGUUUGGAGAAUACUUUACAGCCAUUGUACAGGGUGACUCACUGGAAGAGAUUUAUAACAAAAUCAAACAAAUCAUUGAAGACCAGUCUGGGCACUACAUUUGGGUCCCGUCCCCAGAAAAACUCUGAAGAAUCCCCUCCAACCAUUCUCUUGUGAACAGAAGAAAUCAAGUCCCUCUUCCCUCCUCCCUCUUCAUUCCUGUCCCCAUGGGGAGAACAAAUGACUACUGUUCUUGCCCCCUUUUUUAGAUAUGUCAAAAAAAAUUGAGUUUUCUAGUCCUGUUCUGUUUUUUUUUUUAAUUUUUUGUUUAGUUUAUUUUGGGGGAUGAUGCCAUCUCACUCAUCAUGUGACUGUGCCCAUUCCUGCAUGGACCUUUCCCAAGCGCUAGCACAGGUGCAGACCCAUCAGAGUCAUUGUUUUCAUAAAAACCAAGCAGAAGCGAAGAGAAGAGAGGAGGACUGGUGGAAAGACAGACUCUGGACAGCUGCACGGUUUGAGAAGUGAGCUCGACACGCCACGUGAUGAGAUGCUCCUGGGCAUUUCUACCCAUCUGUACUGCUGUCUGGCAGCUCUGAACGGUGCAACAUAAUGGCUACAGAAAGUAUCUUAUUUAUAUAUAGAUAUAUAUAUGUAAUUUAUAUAAAAUAUAUAGAAAUUAUUAUAUAUAUAUAUUAUACAUUCUCAUAUAAUAUAUAUAUAUUCACACACAUUUGGACUAGACAAAUCUAUGGAGACUUCAUCAAUGGUACUGUGUUACUAGAGAAAUGCUUUAAUUUUCAUAUUCCAGUCAAAUGGCAUCUUCCAUUCCACCUGGUUGGGGAGGGUUGAACAUGGUAGCGAGUGCUGUGCCAAGAGUGCUCGCUUUUGGUCAUUCUCUUGAGAGUUGAGGUCUUCUCCAGGACGAGGUCAGCCAGAGGCCUGUGAGAAAGGGCCUUCACCUGGGGAUGGGGGGAGAGGGAGCAGAGGGGCAGAGACUUGACCCUCAAGCUGCUGCCGCCCUUGAGGUGCAGUCAGUCCUGCAUGGAGAGAAUGGCUAACAGUGCUCCAUAUUAAAUUGCCUAUUGUUUUAUGCCACCUGAUGUGUCUGCAUGAGAGGUUUCCUUUUUGUUCAUUUUUAAGCUGCUGUUAAACCAAAACCAUGUUGUGCUACUGUGUCAGCCUUUUCAUUAUUCCAAAUUUUACUUUUACUAUUUAAGUGAAUGCGUAGAAUCCAAUUGGAAAGUGUUCUAAAGGCUCGUGACGUUCUGGAGGAGCCCGGCCUAGUGUAUGAUAGAAUAGGUGACCCAGGCUUGGCCAUCCAGUCAGCAGAAGGGGUGUGGGGACCGGCGAAGGCUGAGGGCAGGAGCUGGCACUCUGGACUGUGAUGUCUGUCUCUACUCAUCUGCCAGGGACAUGUGGGACUCAGCCGAGGCCCCUUUGCGGGCACCUGUCCACCGACAGAGACAGGGAAUCACCUGCCUUCCAGUUCCAUGCCAGAUGCAGGGCAGCACUGGGCUUGGCCAGUCGCAUGCUGAGGAACGCGAUUUCAGUUUUUUCCACAGCUGCUUCACAUUUCCCAGCUCUUAACCAGCAACUGGUCGCUUACUGUUUCUUUGAGAAAAAGUAGGCUUGAAUGCUGUCAAUCUGAACAAUAGUGCUAAGAUUCACUUACUGGUGAGAGAUAAAACCUUGUUGCUUUUUCCCAGAUCAGAUGGCAGUGAUUGUGGUUAGUGGAGGUUUUCUCCCACCACAGGUGCAGGCUGCAGGUGUGACUCAGGCCGCUCCCCCACCCCCACCCUACCAUGCUCCUUUGAAGCCACUGUGCCUCCCUCGCCACCAUGCUGGAGGCGUGACCCAGGGGAGAAGAACAUGGAGAGGCUUGGCCCAAGGGUUGGGUGUGAUGUUUCCCAGCCCACCAUGUGAUGGCCAGUGCAAACGAUGCCAUGCUGAGGUCUCUGUGAACACUACCAGCCAUACUGGGGAGAUGUGUUAACGGAUGUCCUACCAGUGUAAGGAGUCUAACUGAAGUGUGGGCCCAGAAAGAGGGUAAUGAAAGGGCAGCAGCUUUACCUGGACAGUACACUGGGUUGAAGGCAAGGAGAGGGAUAGAGUGAUGGCCAAGGAUGACCCUGGUGAGGAGGGGGUGAGCAGGAGUGUUGAUGUUUCUGAUGCUAAGUGAUGUGGUCUGACUGAUGCUCAACCCUCUCCCAGGGAAGAAAAGCAAAGAUUCAGAGUAAGCAUGACACUAGUUGGUUUACCAGUGUUCCUUCCAAGGAAACAUAUAUUUUUUAAUAAAUGAUAGUUGCAAUGAACUGUGGCUCAGUGAUCUUCUUGGA
Molecule: messenger RNA, 4737 nt
Organism: Talpa occidentalis (Iberian mole)
Lineage: Eukaryota; Metazoa; Chordata; Mammalia; Eulipotyphla; Talpidae
Gene: DLG3
Product: discs large MAGUK scaffold protein 3
Exons: 20
Coding region: 1-2550 (849 amino acids)
Biological process (GO): chemical synaptic transmission
Cellular component (GO): neuromuscular junction; neuron projection; postsynaptic density membrane
Molecular function (GO): kinase binding
Source: RefSeq, a predicted model, not a curated record